Exophiala spinifera is the source of this 1029-nucleotide messenger RNA. RefSeq lists its product as uncharacterized. Lineage: Eukaryota; Fungi; Ascomycota; Eurotiomycetes; Chaetothyriales; Herpotrichiellaceae. Gene Ontology annotation, molecular function: ferrous iron binding; oxidoreductase activity. The record is from RefSeq and is a predicted model, not a curated record. The transcript has a single exon. Bases 1 to 1029 code for a protein of 342 amino acids.
AUGGGCAAGGUCGUCGCGGCAGUGGGAUUGUCCCACGCACCUGGAGCACUCGCGUUCCCUGAGACAGCCCAACCAGAGGUCCGCAAGCGGACAGAGGACGCAACGCGGUCGCUGGGCAUCUCUCUCGAGUCCUCGCAACCGGACGUCAUCGUCGCAUUUCUAGACGACCACUUUGAGAACUUUUUCCGCGACCUCUGUCCGUCGGUGGUCAUGGGCAUCGCCGACCAGCACGUCGGGCCGGCCGACCAAUGGAUGGAGACUUUGCGCAUCGACAAAAAGACCAUCUUCCCCGGUGCGCCGGCGCUGGCCGAAAAGCUCCUGGGGUCGCUCGUGUCGCAGGGCUACGACGUCGCGCGCGCCGGGCCAUGCGAGUACGGCAACAACCUCCUCAUGCCGUGGAAGCUGAUGGGGGUCGAACAGUCUCUGGCGGGGGUGCCCGUCAUCCCGAUCUUCAUCAACGUCUUCACGCCGCCGCUGAUCCCGUACCGGCGCGCGUACACGCUCGGCGAGGCGGUGCGGCACGGCAUCGAGACGGCGUGGCCCGCCGACACCAAGGUCGCCUUCAUCGCCACGGGCGGCCUGUCGCACUGGCCCCCGUACUGGAACCCGAUCCAGGGCGGCGACCCGCCCAGCGACCCGUUCCUGCAGCGCAUCAAGCGCUACCAGACCGAGGGCAAGGCGUACCUCAAGCAGGACCCGAGGCUGUUUGUCGACUUUGACGACUACGAGGUCGAAAUGGCAAAGAAGAACGAGUACCCCCUAAACUCCAAGCAUCCGCUCGUCAACUGGGACUGGGACCGCAUGUUCAUGCAAAAGUACUCGGCCGGCGACAUUGAGUGGAUGAAGAACCUGACGUACGAGGAGGUCGAGGAGGAAGCCGGCCACGGUGGUCACGAGGUCUUGAACUGGGUCGCCAUGCUGGGCGCAAUGAAGGGCGCGCAGAGUAAAAUGCUGCUGUACGAGCCCGUCGUCGAGUGGAUCUGUGGUAUGGUUUAUCAGGAUUUUUGUGUCACGGAGAAAUUGAAUUAA